Messenger RNA from Ostertagia ostertagi, 486 nucleotides. NCBI's taxonomy places the organism in Eukaryota, Metazoa, Nematoda, Chromadorea, Rhabditida, Trichostrongylidae. The record is from the annotation of a GenBank genome assembly.
AUGAUGAUCAAACGUAACAGCCGACUCCGGGAUUGCCUCGAUAAGAAGAACGAACAAUUCUUUGCGUCAUCAAUCUGCCUACCGUACUCCCCCGUGGAGCAUAUUAUGUAUAGUUCGGCUUUUAUUCGACUCCUUAGCGAAGAAUACAAGCAGUCGAUGGAUUGCUACCGUGAUGCGAAUCUCAUUCAAGAGAAAUGCUCAAAACUCAGAGAAUGCUGUCCGAACUUUGAUAGUUGUCCGUCCAAGAAGACAAUGGAUAUCAAUCUUGAACAAGCCUCAUUUAUUAGCAAAACUGCUCGAAUGAACGAAGACAAACAAAACUGUCUCAAAACGAAAGCUCGUGAAGCGUUCAAAAACACUUUGAGAGGUAUCUUUGGAAAAGGAAGUCGUGAAGUGCUACAAAAGUUGAAGCGAAACGAGAUGAUGAAUCUGGACCUGAAACGAGGAGCUCAGGUCUUGGCGAGGGUUUUUAGUGACAACUGUUAA